Messenger RNA from Peniophora sp. CBMAI 1063, 693 nucleotides. The record is from the annotation of a GenBank genome assembly. NCBI's taxonomy places the organism in Eukaryota, Fungi, Basidiomycota, Agaricomycetes, Russulales, Peniophoraceae.
AUGCUGCUCCUCGUACUGCUGACUAGCUUCGUUCGUCAAACAUGGAAUCUCGGAGUUGCAUUCUUAUGCUUCUGGCUCUUCUGGGAGAACCUCGUACAGGGCGUCGACGCCGUCAUAUGGUCCGAUAAUGCGGAUCUUAAGCUAUACGUGUACUGCGACAUCAUAUCGCACAUGCAAAUGAUCACUUCAGUCGUCAAGCCAAUGGCCACCCUUAUCAUUACUCGCCGACUAUAUCUGAUCACCAGUCUGCAGUCUGUAGAUUCUCCUACAAAAGCGGCGAGACGAAGGAAUUUCGCAAUAGAGUGGACACUUGGCCUGGUAAUCCCUCUCCUAGUCGCAGGACCACUUUAUUACAUAGUUCAAGGGUUUCGUUUUCGGAUCGAUGAGGGUUCUGGCUGCCUUACCGCUGUCGACGGCUCUAUACUCAGCAUUUUGCUUAUCCAAUCAUGGACUGUAAUCCCUCCACUGGUGUCCAUCGCCUUCUACUAUCCCCAUGUCGCUCGGAUGUUUCAUCGUCACAGUCGGGAUAUCGAUCACUUUCUGCAGAGCAAUAAUUCGGUAUCCCGAACAAACUACUUCCGCAUUCUUGCUCUCGCAAGUAUCGAUAUUCUACUCACGUUACCCUUCGGCGUUGCGACGAUGGUGUUGGCCGUGAAGGCCACAUUGCUUGCUAACGUCCCCUUCCCGUUCUAA